Physella acuta is the source of this 4924-nucleotide messenger RNA. Its product is annotated as endoplasmic reticulum metallopeptidase 1. Gene Ontology annotation, biological process: proteolysis. The record is from RefSeq and is a predicted model, not a curated record. Gene Ontology annotation, molecular function: metalloexopeptidase activity. Lineage: Eukaryota; Metazoa; Mollusca; Gastropoda; Physidae.
AUUCUAUAGGCCCAUCAUCAAAAUACAAAUUCUAUACCUCUGCUUGUGGAGUGGUCUGUAUGCAGUAUAGACUCUAUAGUAGAGCUAGUAGUGAUAUGGUAUCUAGAAUCUAGAUCUAUAUCCUCCACUGGAUAUGUAGAUCUAACUAUCAUGUUCUAAACUACUUAGUAUAGAUCUAGUUUUUUCCCCCAUUGAUUUUAAAUUUAAGAUUAGCGAUCUAAAAAAAUGGAUACCGAUCAAGACCAGCAUUUUAUAGGAGAUUCACUAAGACGACGUCAAACAGUAGGCCCUGACUCAGAAGAUGCUGUUAUUAACAGUAACACUUCUCUCCGCAAUGCUGACAAUAAUACUUUUGAUUCUCUUCAACCUCAACAACUUCCUAAUGCAGGUAGACAUGUACGUCCUCUUCGUGAGAGAACCAAUUUUCCACGCCCAAGGGCAGCUGUCGCAUAUGUGUUGAUAGGAACAUUUUACCUCCUUAUUAGUAUAUUUGUCCAUCAAAGAAUGAACUCCUACCCAGUACCAAAAAAUAAUGAAAACUCAAGACCUCAUGAAUUUAGGGAACAAAAUGCCAGAAGUCAUUUAGAGAUGUUAACAGGGUUUGGUCCUCGUGUCUCAGGAAGCAUUGCAAAUUCUAAAGCAGAAAAUUACAUUUUGAACUAUAUUCAACAAAUUUUUAAUGAGAAUGAGGGUCGUAAUCAAAAGAUAAAAAUGGAAAUUGAUGUCCAGAGUGCAAGUGGAAGUUUAACACUUGAUUUUAUCAAUGUUGGGGUAGGGGAAUUUACAAGUGUGUAUCAAGAUUUGAAAAAUGUUGUAGUGAUGUUGUCACCACCUGAACAGUCUGAGAACAGUGUUCUAGUAAACUGUCAUUAUGAUAGUGUGAUUGAUAGUCCAGGUGCAGGAGAUGAUGCAGCCAGCUGCUGUGUUAUGUUGGAAAUAUUAAGAGUAUUAUCUCAAAGUGAUUUUACCCUAAUGCACAAUGUGAUCUUUCUUUUCAAUAGUGCAGAAGAAAAUAUUUUGCAAACAAGUCAUGCUUUUAUCACUCAACAUCGCUGGGCUGGUAGUGUCAAAGCCUUUGUUAACUUGGACUCAGCUGGAGCAGGAGGAUGGGAAAUAGUCUUCCAGACUGGCCCAGAACAUCCCUGGCUGAUCAAGGCGUACAUAGAUUCUGCGCCUUAUCCUCAUGCAUCUGUGGUUGGACAAGAAAUUUUUCAAACCGGUCUUGUACCAUCUGACACAGAUUUUAGAAUUUUUAGGGAUUAUGGUCACAUCCCAGGCAUUGACAUAGCCCACAUCAAGAAUGGCUAUGUGUACCACACGAAAAAUGACCAACCUAUGUAUAUUCCUGCAGGAUCCAUGCAAAGAAGCGGUGAAAAUGUUUUAGCCACAUUAAAGCUUAUGGCCACCAGUUCAAAAUUAAGCAAUCCUGGUGAAGAUAAACAUGGCUCCAUGGUAUUUUUUGAUGUUCUUGGAUUCUUCAUCGUGGCAUAUCCACAACGUCUUGCUAAUAUUCUCAACUGGACAACAUUUGUUUAUGUGUAUAUUGCUUUUCUAAAACGGAUGUUUAGAAACAGAUAUUCUGGUCCAACAAGCAUGAUCAAGCCAAUGUUGCAAACUGUGUUAGCUAUGCUGGGCACAUGGGUCAUCAGUUUAUUGGUUCCAGUGGGUGUAGCACUUUUCCUCACUUGGAUUGGGCGCAGCCUCAGCUACUACACUAAUAGCCUGAAUAUUGUUUGGCUCUUCAUUCUUCCAUCUGUCACAGCAGUUAUGGCAUUUCACACCAUCUUGAAAAAAACACUGUUUAAGAAUACUGAUCUCACUGUAAUGGUGUCAAUGCUGCAAGAAGCCAACCUGAUUUUGUGGUCCUUUAUAUUGAUGUUCAUGACCAUACAUGGACUAAUGUCCUCCUACAUUCCAUUACUUUGUAUUUUGUGGCCAGCAUUUUUUUACACUGUGCUUAAUAUGUUGGGGUUUAAACCCACAGGACUAGCUUUCAAUCUGCUUGCAUCACUGGCUCCAAGUGUGUAUGUUGUUUAUCUUAUCUACACUCUACUGAUGUUUCUCAUCCCCAUCAUGGGGAGAUCAGGCAUGGAGACAGCACCGGAUAUUCUUAUUGCUUGUGUUUCUGGCUUACCUGUGUUGGUCUGCUUGCCCUAUCAGAUUGGCUUUGUGUAUACACACAACAGAGUAGGUCGCGUGAUCACUACAACAACAGCUGUGAUAUUGCUGGGACUGGCUGCUGUCAUCUUUACACCUGCAGGCUUUCCUUACUCCUCUAACCCACUGGAUGCUUCCGUCCAGCGAGCCAUGCUUGUUCACUUUGAUCGAAGGUUUCAUGGUCCUAACAAUAGAGUGAUCAGUAAAGAUGCAUACAUUUGGUACCAGCCAUUAGACUACCAGGGAGGCACAACACUACAACAGUACGCCCCUUGGAUAUUAGAGAAUGCUAAGAAAGCCACCUGUGAUGGUGUUUACUGUGGAAGGCCAUAUCUCUAUCCAUUCCUUCCCCAUGUUGAUGCACGAAAAACAUUUGAUUUUCCUGCUUCACCUUUGAAUGUGACAAGAGUUUCAGUAAAACUGAUAGAGCGCGUCCAAAAAAGUAACAGCGAAGUCAGGCUUACUUUUAAAAUGUCAGGUCCAAGUCAUGUAACGAUAUUUAUUGCUGAGCUACUUUCUGCAAGAAUGAUGCACUGGAGCUUUGGACAUAACAUUCCUGUGAAAGCCAACACUAUUCCAACCAUCCACCAUUCCACCUAUUUUAUUUACUACUCACAUGCUGGUCCACCUGACACAGCUUGGGAAUUUUCCAUUGAUCUUCAGGUUAGGAACAGACACGCCCUGAACAGCUCUCUUGUAAGGAUGGGUUUUGCAGGGCACCAUCUUCAUGGGCCAUCUCAGGUAACACCUGAAUUGUUUGCACUGGAACAAAACCUACCUGUGUGGAUGUUGGCUACUCGGUGGUCUGCUACAUAUGAUGAAUAUGUAUUUUAAUUUAUGCUAUUUUCAACUUUUUUAAAAUUGGUUUUCUUCAGUCUAAUCCAGUGAUUACAUUUAUUUUCAAAGCUAGCUGUAGUAAUUUUUUAUUGUGGUUUUGAAAAAUUCAGCAGUAAAUAUUUUAAAUCAACAUUUAACAACUUCAUAAAAAGUACUUUAAAGACAGAAAAAACUGAUUCUUUACUUUCAAUUUCCUCAAAAAACUGUGUGCAAAAUUCACACACUUUUCAUGCUUGUUAAAAAUCAUGUUGCCUUUUUUUUCCAUCAAAUCUAAACCAAAUUUAAGAUACUCAGUAUUUAAAAAAAAAAAAUUUUUAAUUUGGCAUUAUUGUGAUAAUAUUGAUCCAUUAUCAAAUAUUUAUUAUGAAAUAUUUAAUGAAAAAUGUUAUGCAACAUAUAUAAAUCAUAUAUACCUUUCACUGUUGCUAAUACAUUACACAAUCUGUAGAUUGCUUGUUACUUUAAAAAAUACUUAACUUUAAGCUUAAAGAUAUACAAAUAUAUUUUUAUAAAAAAAUGUCUGCCUCAGUGCAUCCUCCAUAACAAUAGUACUUUAGUAUUAGCAGUAUUACUACUUUAUUAAUUUAUAUAUAAAGCAUUAAUAUUUUCCAUUUAUAAACAUCUUUGACAUGUAUACCAGUAUUUACUAUUCUAUAAUAAACUUUUUUUUUGGCUAGUAAGAGCUCAAGUGCUUUUUAUUUUUAUCCUUUUCUGCCUUAAAUUUGUUAAUAUAAAGUUUCUCUGGAGCUAAAUGACAAAAAAAAAUCUUGUUAUUAUCUGUUGGUACUGCAUCAUAACUUGUUAUAUACCAGUUUUAAUGACCUAUAAUGUUACAUCUAUCAGUAUCAUUAAUUUAAAUGAAUAUACUGUGAUACAAUUGGUAAAACUGCUUUUUUGAAUAUUUUUCUGCAUUGUGUUGAUGUUAUAAGAAACUAAAAAUGCUUGUUUCAUUUUUCAAGGUUCUAUUGUUCUUAAGUCAACACUUCUAUUUUGCUUAGCACAAAAUAAAGUUAAACCUUUUGUCUCAAUUUUACAUAAUGUUAAUUAAAAAUGUGAUAUACUAAAUUGUGAUUUUAGCUAUAAUUGAAUUUUUUUUAAAUAAAAAACUUGAUUUAAAUUUGUGAUAGGUUAAAUAUUUAUUAACAGCAUUUGCUAAUGCAGAAGUUUUUAUAAAUUGCUUUCUUCAUCUAGGUACAUUCUUUGUUCUAAAAUUUAAGUGAAGAGAAUUAAGUAUAAGUAUAAGAAGAGUAUAAGUUUAUUGUUGAUUGCUGUUUAACAUUUGUGACCUUAUGUUAAAGAAAUGUAUUCCAGAAUUUCAGGGUAAUUUAUUAUUGAAACCUUGCAUUACUAAUUUUUUUAAUGCAUCACUGCCUAAAGAAUUAAUCAAAGAAGCUGGAGUUUUAUUUUUAUUACCUCUCCUUUCUAAAUGCCUUAAUGUUAAAUGCCAGUUAUUUAUUGUGCAUAGGUGAUGGAGUUUUAUUUAUAGUUUUUAAAUCACAUUAAAACAGUUUUUAACUUUUAUAAAACUUUUUCACCACUCAUUUUAAUCAAGCAAUUGCACAUUUAAAAGUUCAGUAUGGUAAAGAUUUUAAAAUUUUUAGGAAAAUUUACUUAUAUCAAGUUUUGACAAUGUAUCAUUGUAUGUUCGAUAAUAAAAAAAUUGCCUUUUUAUUUAUUUGAUGCUUGGUUAAUUUUGCCAGAAUUUUGAAACAUAAAUGUAUUGGUACACAAAAGGAUUAUGAAAGACUUUUAGGCUUACAAUAUAUAGAUAUUAACUGCUAGUGGCCUAGUCUGAUGUAUUGUUAGACAAUUUGCACCGUAAAUAUUUAAGCUAAUCGGUUUCAAUUUUUAAAUUAUUUUCUUUAAAAAAAAUCAGCAUUUGAACAUUUAUUUUUUUGUUUACUAUUUGUUACUUUUUGUAUUAUUAAUA